CCAAAACCCCUUUCUUGAUCCCAAAACCCCUUUUAUAGCUCCAAAAUAUCUCUCUACAGCCUCUGCUUUCCAGAGCCAAAGUAUCGGACCCCUCAACCGCCUUCAUAUUUUGCUGGCUUAAAUCAGUUGCUUCUUUCGUCUUUUUCAUAAACCCUAAUUAAACCCUUCUAUACCAUUUUGCUGAUCUCUUCUCUGUUGGAAUAUUUGAAGAAAGCAAUAAUGAAUAGCCUUGUUCUAUUGAAGAAGUCUUCUUCUUUACAUGCCUCGAAAAGGGUUGCUCUUAAUGCCCUUACUCAUCUAUUGUUCUCACCGUCGACGUCCGGCGACGACAAGUUCAUUUCCGGAAAUACCCAAUUUAACAGCUUUACCACUGUUAGUACGGCUGAUACUUCAAGAAAUGGAAACUGGGUUGAUGGGAAAUUUGGGGUUUCUGCAAGAGGGUUUCAUUCAGGCAGGUAUUUACGAGCUGGAUAUGCGGUGGCGGAUUUACCUGAGGAUGAUGAAGGACUUGAGAUAUCGAAACUUGGUAUAGCUCAGGAGAUCGUUUCUGCUUUGGAGAAAAAGGGAAUUACGAAGCUCUUCCCUAUUCAGAGAGCCGUUCUGGAACCAGCAAUGCAAGGAUCUGACAUGAUAGGUCGAGCUAGAACUGGAACUGGGAAGACACUAGCUUUUGGCAUUCCCAUCAUGGAUAAGAUCAUUCGCUUCAACGAGAAACAUGGACGUGGAAGGAAUCCUUUGGCUUUAAUCUUGGCGCCUACCAGAGAACUUGCAAAACAAGUGGAUAAAGAAUUUUUUGAGUCUGCUCCUGGUCUGGAUACACUGUGUGUUUAUGGUGGUGUUCCCAUUUCACGCCAAAUGAGUUCCCUUGACAGGGGAGUUGAUGUUGUUGUGGGAACGCCAGGUCGGAUUAUUGAUCUGCUGAAGAGGGGUGCUUUAAAUUUGGCAGAAAUCCAGUUUGUUGUUCUAGAUGAAGCUGAUCAAAUGCUUAACGUGGGUUUUGCGGAGGAUGUCGAGACCAUUUUAGAAAAUGUUCCACAGAAGCAUCAGACACUGAUGUUUUCAGCCACAAUGCCCAGUUGGAUAUUAAAAAUUACCAACAAGUUCCUGAAAAAUCCUGUUCACAUUGAUCUUGUAGGAGAUUCUGAUCAGAAACUGGCUGAUGGGAUUUCCUUGUUUUCAAUUGCUUGUGAUAUGCAUCAGAAACCAGCAAUUCUUGGACCUCUGAUAACUGAGCAUGCAAAAGGGGGCAAGUGCAUUGUUUUUACUCAAACUAAACGCGAUGCUGAUAAAUUGUCGUAUGUAAUGCAAAAGAGUUUCAAAUGUGAAGCAUUGCACGGGGACAUCUCACAAACCCAGAGGGAGAGAACUCUAUCAGGUUUUCGCCAAGGUCAAUUCAAUGUGUUGGUGGCUACUGAUGUUGCUGCCCGAGGACUUGAUGUACCUAAUGUUGAUCUGGUGGUACAUUAUGAGCUUCCAAACUCAUCAGAGAUCUUUGUUCAUCGAUCCGGUCGAACUGGGCGUGCUGGGAAGAAAGGAAGUGCAAUUCUGAUACAUUCUUCAGGCCAACAUAGGGAUGUGAAAGGUAUCGAACGUGAUGUAGGAUGCAGAUUUAUCGAGCUUCCAAGGAUUGAAGUAGAGGCUGGAGCAACAGACAUGUUCAGUGACAUGGGCAGAGGUGGGGGGCGCUUUGGCUCUUAUGGAGGCAUGGUAGGUGGUCGGUUUGGUGAUUCUGGUUCAGGUCGCUCUGGUGGCUAUGGAAAUUCUGGCGGCAGGUUUGGGGGUCAAGGCGGAUAUUCUGGUCGAACAGGUGGAUUUGGUGGAUCUGGUGGUGGACGAUCAGGGGGUAGCUUUGGUGGAUCGAGCUCAGGUCGCUCAGGGAAUUUUGGUGGUUCUGGAGACAUGCGUGACUCCAAUCGCCAGGGAGGAUUUGGUGGUUCAGAUCGUAGUGGCGGUUUUGGAAGUUCAAACCGGACUGGUGGCUUUGGAAACUUUGAGAGUUCAAACCGCUCAAGUGGUUUUGGAGGAUUUGGUUCAGGCCGCUCAAGUGGAUUUGGAGAUGGCAAGGCUAGUGGUGACCAAGGUUCUGGGAAGAAAUUUUUCUAGUUCUAUCUGUAAGGCAAGUUCCUUGUUUUCUACUGAUGAAUUUGAUGUUCUCAUCCAUAUGGUCAUUGAUAAUUCUCCAUUUGUUCCUACUUGUAUACAAAAUUAUUAAGCAA
Solanum verrucosum is the source of this 2216-nucleotide messenger RNA. RefSeq names its product DEAD-box ATP-dependent RNA helicase 53, mitochondrial-like. The coding region runs from base 220 to 2103 and encodes 627 amino acids. Gene Ontology annotation, molecular function: RNA helicase activity; ATP binding; nucleic acid binding. Lineage: Eukaryota; Viridiplantae; Streptophyta; Magnoliopsida; Solanales; Solanaceae. The record is from RefSeq and is a predicted model, not a curated record. The transcript is spliced from 7 exons.